AUGCGAGGCGAGGCUAACCGAGGCAGAACUCCGCAGUCUUUAGCGUGGCUUCGUCCUCACUCGGUCAAGGUCCUGCACCGAAAAGGCUCGCCCAUCGGCUCCAUCUGCGACGGUCCAUGGACAGCGCUAUACUUGGCCACGGGUCCAAGAUCAUCCGAUUUCACGAUCUUUCACUCCGUAUGUACCUGCACACGUGGUACCAGCGAGAGGACCACCUCCUACGCUCCGGAAACACCUACAAGUCAGCUUUUUGCACGCGUCACCGGUGUUUCGAAAAAUCGCACUUUCGCGCUGCAAGCGCCAGAUCCAUUUUUGGAUGUCCGAAUCGACUGUCACGACUACAACAACCAACGUUUCGACCUUUGGUCUGAACGUGAAUCUGACCGCUCUUUAGUCCCGGAAUCAGGAAGUCCUCGUGCAUUUAUAACAUACCGUGGCAACAUGUUGGUCUGGCCAACAGCAGAGCUCAGAUGUUCUCUGUGUCUUGAUGUCCUUGAAAUAUUUCUUUAUUCUGAAGCGCAGACCAGCGUGGAGUUAGGACAGCACAACUUUUGCAGGACCUGUUUAACACGGACGUGUGUACUUGUAUGCAUGGUCUAAUUUCAUUAUCCAUGACUUUAAAUACUGCGUAGCUCGAUCUUAGCACAGAAACAAAUGUAGCGCUUAAGAGGUUCUUUAUCUUCUUUCUUCUUUGUUUUUUUUUUUUUUUUUUUGUCCCGCACAUUAGCCGUGCGAAUUCCUAGGCAUCACGUCACCGGCAUUGAGUCUAGCACAGACAUACAGGAAAAAAAGGAGAGGGGGAUCGGGAGUAUGACAAGGACCAAGUAACACGAUCGCUGUCAGAGAAAUUUCUUUACAGACGCGUUCAUCUUCAAAACUAAUUGCUGCGUUUUCUUCACUGAUGCGGCGCUUUGCCAGACCGCUCGACUGGAAACUCCGGUGGUCAUUGGUCCCUUACAGCUCACCUUUGCACAAACCGGAUAGUACGCCGUUGUAUGUAUAUAAUGCAUUCGCAAACA
Molecule: messenger RNA, 1019 nt
Organism: Neodiprion virginianus
Lineage: Eukaryota; Metazoa; Arthropoda; Insecta; Hymenoptera; Diprionidae
Exons: 2
Coding region: 1-600 (199 amino acids)
Source: RefSeq, a predicted model, not a curated record